GUUGGAGUGCGGAGUGCACGCGUGGUGCGGCGUGCAGUUUGCAACUGGGGGCGGCGGAGGGGCGGCCGCGCGAGGGGUGCGAGCAGGCGCCGGCCGACCAAGGGUGGGUCGCGCUCGCGAUCAAUACAGCAUCCAGUCGUGUAGCUCUGCUCAGACAUCUUGGUCGCCACUCGCACCGCCAACCUCAAAACCUUUUGCAAAAAUUCUGCAGCGAACCGCCGACCGCCGGCGCCAGGUGCGUCGCCCUGAGAUCGACCUACAGCCACUCUUUCGAAGGAUGCAGAAUUGGCUUGCACAUCGCUACGUUUCGUCGAUUCGUUUUUAACUGAAUUUAAAUGAGGAUGUGGGUGAGAUGAAGGGGCGUCUUUCCGCAUGGCGAGCAGCAUGCCAGUGAGCGAGGCGACGAACGAAGCGGUGACGACGGGCCCUCGCGGCGGCGAUGAGCAGCCGGCGCCGCAGGACCCCUCGGAGGAGGGCGGCGUCGGCGGCGGCUCCGUCCUCAUCCGCAUCCACGUGCCCGAGCUCAACAUCAACAAGUGCCUGCAGUUCGCGCGAGAGGAGCUCAUCUGGAACGUCAAACAACAGUGCCUCGCCGCCCUCCCGAAGGAAUUGAAGGAGAGCUUCAACUAUGGCCUAUUCGUUCCGCCGGCCAACGGCAAGGCCGGAAAGUUUUUGGACGAGGAGCGUCACCUCACCGACUACCCAUUCAGCGGACCCGUCGGCUACCUCGAGCUCAAAUACAAGAGACGUGUCUACAAGAUGCUGCAUCUGGAUGAGAAGCAGCUCAAAGCUCUGCACACGAGGACCAACUUGCGACGCCUGCUCGACUACGUCACGAACCGGCAGGUGGAGAAAAUCUCCAAAAUGUGCUCCAAGGGUCUCGACCCUAACUUCCACUGUGCUGAGACUGGAGAAACGCCCCUGACCGUGGCAGCGGCGACGCCGCGGUCGUCGCGCGUGCUGCUCGCGUUGGUGAACGGGGGUGCGUUGCUCGACUACCGCACGCGCGAUGGCACCACCUCGAUGCACCGCGCCGUUGAGAAAAACAACUUCGAGGCCAUCAAAACGCUGCUGGACCUCGGCGCGUCGCCCAAUUACAAGGACUCCAAGGGCCUCACUCCGCUCUACUUGUCCAUGAACCCGAACGUCGAUCCGAUGCUAUGCGAGGCCCUUCUGCACGACCACGCCGUUGUUGGCGCUCAGGAUGCGCAGGGCUGGCAGGAGGUUCAUCAGGCGUGUCGUCAUGGACUAGUCCAGCAUUUGGAGCACUUGCUCUUCUACGGGGCGGAUAUGAACGCCCGAAACGCUUCAGGCAACACGCCUUUGCAUGUGUGCGCUGUCAACGGACAGGACAGCUGCAGCCGACUGCUCCUAUUUCGCGGAGCCGACCGGGAGGCCCUCAAUUACGCCAACCAAACUCCUUAUCAGGUGGCUGUGAUUGCUGGGAACCUGGAGUUGGCCGAGACAAUCCAGAAGCACCGUCCUGAAGAGGCCGUCCCCUUCCGAGAGCCUCCCCGGUACAACCCCAAACGCCGUCCCGCGAGCGCCAUCUUCCUGCCGAGGAGCGGCUCGGUGCUCGACUUCCAGUCGGCGCUGCCGUCGUCGGCGUCGUGCCUGACGUUGACGUCGUCGACGCAACGCAGCCUUCCGCCCAGCUCCAUGUCGAGCCACGCGCUGCUGUGCGCCGCCUCCACCCCGCCUCCUCCCCCGUCCCCGUCGCCCUCAGACAGGUCGAACCCUCCGUGCUUCAGCUCGGGCUGCUCCAGUCUCAGCGAGGCCAGUUCCAACCGCGGCAGCGAGGGAUCCAGCGAAGACCCGGCCAGCAUCGUUACAGACAAAAGCCUGCUUGAUCAGUGCGACAUCAUUAGCGACAGUUCUGGCGUCGGCACCUCCAACAGCGGAGGCAGCGGCGGCGGCUACGACACGGGCGCCGGCCUCCUCUUGGCGGGGGUCACGGCCGUGUGUGUCGAAAACUACAGCUCCAACACGCCCGGACACUUGUGCUUGACGCAGGGAGACAUUGUAGAAGUGACUGGUGCAACCGAUUGCGGGCUGCUUGAAGGUACCUGCCGCGGGCGCAGCGGCCUCUUCGCCGCCCACUGCGUGCAGGAGGUUCGAAUGCGGCAAAAUGUCAACUCGGCCACCCUGAGGGUGGGAGGGCGUCGCGAGAACAAGAUGAACCACUUCGCCACCGCCCCCAGGUCCAAAAAGCCCAUCACCAUCCGACUGCCCUCGGAGCCGCGGACGGUCGUGCUCCACCGCUCUAGAAAGGGCUUCGGCUUCGUGCUGAGGGGCGCCAAAGCCACGUCACCCCUCAUGGAACUCACCCCCUCUGAAAGGUGUCCUGCCCUGCAGUAUUUGGACGAUGUGGACGCCGGUGGGGUGGCGGAUGUGGCAGGACUGAAAAAGGGCGACUAUCUGCUAGAGAUAAAUGGCGAGGACGUGACGCAAGCGUCGCACGAACACGUGGUCGAGCUUAUCAGGCGGUCUGGCGACCUGGUGGCCAUGAAGGUGGUUUCCCUGGGCGAACCGGGCGUUGCGACCGGCAUGAAGGCGGCCACCACGUUGCCCAGUAGGCAGUGCGCCACCCUUCCCAGGAAGUUGAAUGCUCAAAAUCGUAACCCAGCGCCACUACCACCUCGCAGGGAUCCUAAGACAACGCUAAGUGUGGGCAGAGCUCGGGCCAGAUCUUUGGUGGCAGAUUUAGAUGGAAACCAGCAGCAAAACUCGAGCCAACUGGACGAAGCAGACAGUGAAGAUGUGACCCUGUCGGCAAACACAACAAAGAGCAGCUCGACUGAAAGUGUGCAGGCAAGAGGGACGCCUCCGAGGACGGCGUCCAUCAGGGCGAGACCAACCUCGUCUCGAAUCACGGCCGCCGAACUGGAGGAGCUGUUUGCGCGCCAAGGACCUGCGCCACCUUCCCCAGCGGGAAGCGCCAGGACGCCCAAGGUCUAUGCCAGCGUGGCUGAAAUGAAACGCUCCAGAGGAAAGCUGGGACGUCGCGGGGCGUCGGACACGCUGCACAAGUCCUUCAGCAGCACCCCCGACUUGGCGCACGUCAGCCCAACGCAUGCAGGCGCGCGAAUGUGGUCGUCGCGGGGCGCGCGGAGUCAGGAGGACAUCUCGUGGUGGGUGCAGCCCACGCAAACUUCUGCCAAGCACAGAAGGACAAAAGUUAACAAGAAAGGUCACAUCGGGACGACGGCGAUGACGAACGGAGGCCGCGAGUACGGCCACGCGUGGCGCAGCAUGGAGCGGCUGCACAUGGAGCACGAGGCGGUCACUCGUUCCCUGUCGCAGCGCACCCGCUCCCUGCCGAGGAACCGCUCGCUCGCCGGCGCCGCACCACCCCCGCCCACCCACCCUCCGCCACCCAUUCCUGUCGGCCAGGUCGUCAGAGUCGAGGUCUCGCCACGCACCAAGAGCAGCAGCGAGUACGCCACCGUCAGGGACUCGCCCGUCGGCCAGCAAGCAGACAGUCGAACUGCAACUCCUACCAGUCCUGAGCCAAUCAUGUCCAGCUUCAGGCCGGGCCCUGCCAAACUAUACGCCAGUCCUGAAGAGGUAAAGGUCGUGGCUUUGCGGCAGGGUUCGAGCACCCUGGGCCGGACGCCAAAGGAAGGUGCCAAAUCUCGAUCGCACAGUCUUCCACCCAGUGGCGCCAGACCCUUGGUCCGAAAGCACAGCCAAGGUGAGGGCAGCACCACUUUCAAGCCCCCGGCGGAUGGGGCGCCAGCCUCCCCUGAGAAAGGGAGCGGCGCCACCAGCCCGUAUGCACAACCCUUCCAGCACAACAAUGCCGCGGCCGUCGCGCCUCCAGUUGCUGCUCCUCCUAUUCCUGAACCUGAUUACAGCAUGAGCGAGGGCGAAAGUGACGAAGGUGGCAGCGAAGCGGGCAAGGGCCCAAAGAAGGAGCGCCGCCCCUCGCGCCAGAGCUCGAAGGACUCAAACACGGCCGAGUCCAUCAGCCCGAACGGACCUCUGUCCCCUUCUGCAAGGUCUUCCUGCAUGUCACCCGUGUUCAAAGACCUGCUCGCCCAGAAGGUGGCUGAGAGGCAGACCAGGGUCAACGGGGCGGGCACCCCGGCCGAAGAAACGCCGCCGCCGCCCCCACCCCACGCCAAACAACCAGAGACGCCGUCGACACCCGUGGCAGAAGCGGCACCACCUGCAGCACCGUCUGCCAGCAACUCCUCCUCCUCCGCCGCAGCCACCAACGGCAAUCUACCUCAUAGUUUUAGUGUGGAGGAGAUCCAAAAGGUAAAAACUCAAUUAAAGAGCUCAAAAUCCUAUCCAAAUGACUUCUCCCAGGAGGAUGGUGAUAAUUCAUCAUCGGGGGUGAGUUCGGAUCAGGACACGCAGCCAGAGCCAAAGACUGCGGGCGACACAACCCACCCCCCAAAAUCCUCCUCGCCUCACUCAAAGUCUCAGCAGACCAGGCCGAUCCACACGACCCGCAUCCAAGUAGGCGCGCCUGCAUUUGUGCGCAGCUCCAGCGUGAUCAACAGCGGCCGAGCACCAGGUCAGAAAGGGCCUGCUGCUAUGGCGUUGAAUGUGAAUGGAAAAAUGCCAGCGCCGCCCGAAAAGAAGCCGGCGCCACCACAGCAGGCGCAAAAAGACGAGAUCAAACACAUUUUGGAAGAGAGAACGUGGCAGCCAGACGGAAGCGAGUCCACUGAUGCACCAGAUGCGGUCACCACUCAAAAGCCUAGGAGAAAGAGUGAGGAUGGUGCAGGAACAGCGAGGCGAGCGGGCACUGGUACGCUCACCAGACACGCCGUUUCCCUCGUCCAACUUCCGCCUCCCCAAGAAAGUGAAGGCGAGAGCGAUCACAGUUUACCCCCUGCAAUUCGCCACUCGAACGUGAAUUCAGCCACUCUUCCACACAAGACGACCAAGACCGUCACCUUCCUGGACCACAAAAUCCAGGAGGAGCGCGACCGAGAACGACAGAGAGAAAUCGAACGUGAACGAGAACUUCGACAAAUGCAAAUGCGAGACGGGCCUAUCAUGGCGUCCAAGCUGAUCAUGCCGAAUCACAGGCAGCAGCCACUCUCCACGGCCCACAUGGGCAGCAUGGGCAGACAUGGUGGGCAGCGCAGUCGAGAGGUGGACGCCAUGGGCAGACCCAUUGAAAUGGAGCGCAGCAUUGAGGAGAGUUUGCAGCUCAUUCAAAGGCACGUCGAGCAGCUCAACAUGGUCAGCGUUGUUCCACCUCCGCCGGAAUUUGAUGGAGCUCGAGCAGCGGCCGCCGCUGCCGCCGCAGCAGCACACGCUCACCACUACCACCCGCACCAGGCGACGCACCCCCCGCACCAACACCAGCACCAAGGGGUGAUGCACGCGUCAUACCCGUCGCCACACCAGCAGGCGGCGGCUGCAGCGGCCGGCAGGGCGCACCACCCCCACCUGUACCAUUUGCACCCGGCGCCUGACGAACCGGUGCUGGUGGCGCCGCCGCCAGAGUUCAGCGACCUCGGCGAGCAACACAAGAUGACCAUCAGGGUGAGUGGCGCGACGCGCAACACCCUGCAGCGCAUGACGCCCGAGCAGCAGGCGCAGUACCUGCGGCAGCGGCAACUCGAGGAGAUGGCGCGCCACCGCCACCUCGAGGACCUCAACCGGCAGCGCCAGGAGGCCAUCCGCAUGCAGCAGCAGCAGCAGCAACAGCAAAAGACUGUCCGAAUUGUAGGCACCCUGCCCAAGAAAGCGCCCUGAGACUAGUUUCGUUAAACAGUGAUUUCUCCAUCUUUUUUUCUAAAUAUUUAUACAGGCAUGUUGAAUCUAUUCAAUGAUCUCACUCGGUGGCAAUGAGUCAGCCAGUCAAAGCAAUUUUUCACGAUUUUCAUCCGACACCACAUCGCAAUAGCAACAAAAUAAUAAAUGCCGCCGUCCUUGACUGAAAGGGUCCGGCAACAGAAUUUAUAAAUAAAGAGAACUAUUGAGUUUGCAGGUUGCUGAACCCUUUGAAGGGCUCUUUGUGAAAAAACGCACACACAUCACUUUUUUGGUUUGCGACGCGGUGUUUUUUUCUGUUUGUUGUUCGCUUGUGUGUAAAUAUUUUACAACGAAUUCAUAUUAUAUUAUCAUUGUACGUUGGAUGAGAAGAAGUCAGGGGGCCGCUUGGGAAUCACAGGUCGCCGGCAGUUUACUUGAAAACCCACCACCACGUUUUUCUCGUGCCGAGGAAAGUUAGAAUCCCAAUAAAAAGACUACACUUUGUACAUAACUAAUAAAAAUCAUUAACGCAGUUGAAUGUAUAAAUGUUUGAUAAGAGCCAACAGUUAGAGGUAAAAUUAUACUUCUACGCGAUAAUUAUAGAGUGUGGAGCGCGCGAAUUUGUGACUGAAAAGAGCCACAGCAAAAAACACUUUGACUCGUUUUCAAGCCUCCUUUCAAGUCCAAUGUGUAAAAUGUCAUUCCCAGUUAUUGUGAUUCUUAGUUGGUAAUUUAAAUUAAUUUAUUCAUGCCAAAUUUGUGUCAUAUGUAUUGAUUGAUAACUCGAUUUAUAAACGUGGCGUACAUUAAAAAAAGAGAGAAAAACCUGCUUGUGGAUCGAGAUGCUUUUCAUCGGAAGAUAAAAAAAGAGAAAACGCAUGUAUGAUUUCUGAAUGUUUGUGUAUCAUAUUAUAUUGUUACAUAAAUAAGUUCCCUCGUAAAUUAUCAACAUGAAAAGUCUUCUGCCCCAAAAAUAACGAGGGGCAAACAUUUAUUAUUACCGCCAUCAUUACUCUGUGUAUCGAAACACCCUCGGCCCACACUCCCUCAACUCUUUCUAUCUAUCAAACUCAUCAUUGUGACGAUUAAUGAUCUAUAUUAUGCAGUUGUUUCCGCUCUAUAUUGUUGGAAGAAAAAUGCUCAUGCCAAAGUUUGCGAGGUGCAAUAAUGUUUUUUAUUUCGCGAGAUUUACAAAAAUUCGGCUUCAAUUUCUAGCGCUUUUAGGGAAAAUGCUGACGAGAGCCUAUUAUACAACAUGUUUUGUAAUAAAAAAUCAAACUCAAAUUAUUACUUGUGGAAGAUAUAUCAUUACAACCAUGAUGAUGAAAACAUUGCAAUGAUGGACUAUUGUAUUUUAAUAUUAAACAACAAAAUCGCCUAACGUUCCACAAUAUAAACUAAAAAUAUC
Neocloeon triangulifer is the source of this 7129-nucleotide messenger RNA. RefSeq names its product SH3 and multiple ankyrin repeat domains protein 3 (gene Prosap). The coding region runs from base 373 to 5721 and encodes 1782 amino acids. The record is from RefSeq and is a predicted model, not a curated record. The transcript has 25 exons. Gene Ontology annotation, molecular function: ionotropic glutamate receptor binding; synaptic receptor adaptor activity. NCBI's taxonomy places the organism in Eukaryota, Metazoa, Arthropoda, Insecta, Ephemeroptera, Baetidae. Gene Ontology annotation, cellular component: postsynaptic membrane; dendritic spine; postsynaptic density.